AGGGAAGGGGGGAUCCAUUCAGAGUGAUGGCGUUUGUCUUCCCAAGUCACCGUUACGCGUGAUGGAGCCCUGCUUUCCUGGAGAUGGCUGAACGCCUGCCUGCCCAUGGGAAGAACAAACACAAGCAGCCUGGUGAAGAAGUUGACAACAGCCAUCAGAUCCCUGGGAACAGCACCAGAAUUCACUGCUGACCCACUCUCUGUCACACAUAGCUGCUAGGUGCAGAGGACAGCCUUUUGACAGCACUCAAGGACUAAAUAGCACCUUCCUUGUGCUGACCCUUGUACCAACACAAAAGCGAGAUGGUGCCCUUGAUUUUCGUCACACUGCAGGAAGUUCAGGCCGCCUUUUGUUGGAAGGAAGCACAUCAUCCUGGAGCUCCGACAUGGCAGGCUUGAAGCGAUCAACGGGCACCCUGAGCCUGCUCUGACCACCCGAGCUGGGCUCUGACUCCACCUCGAGCCUCAUUUCAGGGAUGCGUGUCCUGAGGCACCUUGGCCACGCGCUGAGUAAGGUACCGAUGGAAAACACAGAUGGUGAAAAGACAGAAGAAUCUUCUGCAGGUGGUGCAGCAGACAAGGCAGUUCUCAGCACCUCCCGCCCAGUGAGAACUGCUGACUUUACACACGCUGCAAUUGCUCAGCACAGAGGAGGUGCCCUGCCAGCAGGAGGAGCAGAGCAAGAGGAAGAUGCUGAAUCUCUCAGGGAUUUCGAGGACUGGGUCACACAGCUGCAGCAGAAGCUUGCUGAUGCUCUUAAAAAGCAAUCUAUGUCAGAAGCUUCACUGGAUGUUACUAUGCUCUACAACCGUGACCUGGAGGAAGACAAUCUGUGCUUGCAAAAGGAAUUGGACACGGUUGAAGCUGAGUUGCAGGAGUUGGAAGAACAGCGUCUUCAGUCUGAGCAUUGUGUUCGUGACUUGAAGACUGCCUUGGAUAAUAAGGAAAGAGAAGUCACAGCUUCUUCCCAGAAACUGCAGGACCUCCUGUUGGCAUCUUCAGGGGCUAAUACUACUGUAAAACAACUGGAAGAACACGUGCAACGCCUUGAAAUUGAAAAUGCCAGAUUGGAAGCCACAGUCCAGCAACAGAGCAGUAGGAUUGAAGCCCUUCAGAGAGACCUGCAAGCUUCUGCCUCAAUGCAAAAGCAGAAUCUGCUGGCUUGGACAUCAAAGGACUCACACAGCACGUGGGAAGAGCAAUUGAAGUCAAGAUACUACCUUGAAGAGCGUGCUGCUCAGAAUGACAGGGAAAAGGCUCAACUUUUGCAACAGCACGACAGUAAAGGACGGCCAGUGAAGAAGCUGAUAGUGGGGAUAUGCAGAGAUGAAGUGCAUCUGUGUGAAGAAUUGAGAAUAAACUUCAAACUGCAGAAGGACUGUGAGAGCUGA
Messenger RNA from Grus americana (Whooping crane), 1390 nucleotides. Its product is annotated as ankyrin repeat domain-containing protein 26-like. NCBI's taxonomy places the organism in Eukaryota, Metazoa, Chordata, Aves, Gruiformes, Gruidae. The record is from RefSeq and is a predicted model, not a curated record. Bases 476 to 1390 code for a protein of 304 amino acids. The transcript is spliced from 11 exons.